This is a messenger RNA of Gryllus bimaculatus (two-spotted cricket), 2796 nucleotides long. NCBI's taxonomy places the organism in Eukaryota, Metazoa, Arthropoda, Insecta, Orthoptera, Gryllidae. The record is from the annotation of a GenBank genome assembly.
AAUGUGUAGAAUAUUUCUGGGCUUAAGGUGGCUAAAUUGUUACCGUUUACCACCCUGCGUAAACAAAACAGCAUCGUUUGCGUGGUGCAUGUAAAGCUGGGAAAAAUGAACGUUGAAUUAUUGUUUCUUAUUUCCCUGUUAUAAUUACUAAUAUUAAUUAUUUCUCUUAAAUUGAAAAAAAUAUAUGUAAUAUUUAUAAACUUUAGCGUUAGGAAGAAAUCGUUCUUUUUGUGUCAUUUUUCAGAAAAUUGUAAAAUCAUGACUUCAAUCAUUAAAGUCCAUGCUAUUUCGGGUGCAAUGGAUGAAUCUCCACCGUGCUAUAUGCUACAAGUUGAUGACUUUCGCAUUCUCUUGGAUUGUGGCUGGGAUGAAAAAUUUGAUCAGGAAUUCAUGAAAGAAUUGAAGAGGCAUGUCCAUCAAAUUGAUGCUGUGCUUCUCUCAUAUCCUGACCCGCUACAUCUUGGAGCGUUACCAUAUUUAGUAGGCAAAUGUGGUCUUAAUUGCCCAAUAUAUGCUACAAUACCUGUCUAUAAAAUGGGACAGAUGUUUAUGUAUGACUUAUACCAGUCACGCCAUAACAUGGAAGAUUUUGAUUUAUUCACCUUAGAUGAUGUUGAUGCUGCUUUUGAUAAAAUUGUCCAACUGAAGUAUAAUCAGAGUGUCCCUAUGAAAGGCAAAGGAUAUGGUCUUACUAUCACUCCUUUACCUGCUGGUCAUAUGAUCGGUGGCACAAUAUGGAAGAUAGUGAAGGUUGGGGAGGAAGAUAUUGUGUAUGCAAUGGACUUCAAUCACAAAAAAGAACGACAUUUAAAUGGAUGUGAACUGGAACGCUUGCAAAGACCAUCUUUAAUGAUUACUGAUGCUUUUAACUCAGCUUAUCAGCAAGCUCGAAGAAGAGCAAGAGAUGAAAGGCUUAUGACAAAUAUUUUACAGACACUUCGUAGUGGAGGGAAUGUACUUCUUACAGUUGACACUGCUGGUCGUGUCUUGGAAUUAGCACACAUGCUUGAUCAGCUGUGGCGUAACAAGGAUUCUGGUCUUUUAGCAUAUUCCCUGGCCUUGUUGAAUAAUGUCAGCUACAAUGUAGUGGAGUUUGCAAAAUCUCAGAUUGAAUGGAUGAGUGACAAAUUGAUGAGAACAUUUGAGGGAGCCAGAAAUAAUCCUUUUCAAUUUAAGCAUUUGCAACUCUGUCACAGUAUUGCAGAACUGAGUCGGGUACACAGUCCAAAGGUUGUGUUGGCUAGCACUCCUGAUAUGGAAUGUGGAUUUUCUCGAGAGCUGUUUUUACAAUGGUGUUCAAAUCCUUUAAAUAGUAUUAUAAUUACUAGUAGGACAUCUCCUGGAACUCUGGCUAGAGAAUUGGUUGAAAUGGGAGGAAAUCGGACCAUGACUUUAGAAGUGAAACGAAGAGUUCGUCUUGAGGGGGCUGAAUUGGAGGAUUAUCUACGAAAAGAACGUGAAAACAAAGAGAACCGCCCUGAGAAAAGUGAUGAUGCAGAUAUGAGUGAUGAGUCAGAGGAUGAAAUGGAUCUCAGUGCUGUUGCUAAAGGAAAACAUGAUUUACUAGUGAAGACUGAAACCAAAACACAGACAGGAUUUUUUAAGAGUAGUAAGAAACAACAUCCAAUGUUCCCAUUUUUUGAAGAAAAGGUUAAAUUUGAUGAAUAUGGAGAAAUAAUUAAACCUGAAGAUUACAAAAUGGUGGAUACAAGUCCAGAGACAGAAGAUAAUAAAGAGAAUUUGGAUAUUAAAGAAGAAGAAGCUGCUGAUAUCACAGAAGUGCCCACAAAAUGUAUUUCACUUGUAAAAACAUUUCGUGUUGUAGCUCAAGUGCAAUAUAUAGAUUUUGAAGGUCGAUCCGAUGGAGAAUCAGUGCAAAAAAUAUUGAGCCAAUUGCGCCCACGGCGGCUUAUAUUAGUCCGUGGCAAUUCAGAAAGUACAAAUGUGUUGUUGAAUUACUGUAAGCAGUGGAGUGGAGGUCGUGUCUUUGCUCCUAGUAAAGGAGAGAUAGUUGAUGCCACUACAGAAACUCAUAUAUACCAGGUUCGUCUUACUGAUGCAUUAGUGUCAUCAUUGGACCUAAAAAAAGGGAAAGAUGCUGAACUUGCUUGGCUUGAUGCCCAAAUAUUUGUCAGAGAUGCAAGUAAAGAUGUGUGUCCUAUAGAUUCAGAAAUGGAUAUAGAUGGAGAUCAUAAAUCACUUGAUAAUAAAGGUGAACCAGAAGGUGAACAAAUAUACACAUUGGAGCCACUUCCUCUCAAUCAUAUUGUUGGUCAUCAAACAGCAUUCAUAAAUGAACUGAAAUUGGGUGAUUUUAAACAAGUAUUGACAAAGAGCAAUAUUCCAUCUGAAUUUUCAGGAGGAGUACUGUGGUGCUGUAAUGGAACUGUUGCUGUUCGAAGGCAUGAAGCUGGUCGUGUUACUCUGGAAGGCUGCUUAUCUGAUGACUACUAUAGAGUUCGUGAGCUUUUAUAUGAACAAUAUGCUAUUGUAUGAAUCAUCCACAAAUUUAAAUUGUGUGUUUCCUCUUCUGUCCACAAAUGAAUGGUAUGCUUGGGAUUUUCAGUUGUUUGUUUCACUGAUUUGAGAGAGUGGUGUAAAUAGAAUGAUCUGUAUUAUAAAAUAGUAUGAGUGCUCAGGUUGUGUUGUCAAUAUUUUUUGUUUUCUUUUCAAAUUGCAACUUCCCAUAUAUUGAGAGUUUGCGAAGCCUGUGAUCUAAGAAAUUGAAACUACUUUUAUUAAGAAGGAUGUAUUGUACAAGUUAAGUCAAAUACAUUUAUUUUACCUAAAGGAAGA